Molecule: messenger RNA, 4767 nt
Organism: Ectocarpus sp. CCAP 1310/34
Lineage: Eukaryota; Phaeophyceae; Ectocarpales; Ectocarpaceae
Source: the annotation of a GenBank genome assembly
AUGAUCGGGAGCGUUAUCGUUCUGUGCAUCGUCGGAUUCGUGCUGUGGCUCCUGCUCAAUGCCGGGACGGGCUUCGCAGCGACCAAGCUCGAGUUCCUGGAACCGAACGCGCCCGACAGCAGCCAGGGCGGUCCAGGCGAGCGCUCGAGGCUUAGGGUGCGGUACGGGCCGCUGAGCCUCCGUGCAAAGCAUGUCCUCCUCGCGGAGAAGAGCCUCAAGAUCGUCUCCGGGUUUCUCGUCGGCCUGUACCCGGUGGAUGUCACGCAGGUGAGAGUCGACGAGUACCGAGUCCACUUCGGAUGGGGCUUGAUCAAGUUCAUCAAGGCCUGGUGGAAAAGGGAGGAGAGGGAGAGACUCGAGCCGAAGCUCAUCAUCCGGCUGGUCGGGGUGCGCGUCGCGAUCAAGGGCAACGGCAUCGACGAUUGGGAGAAGCAGGCCGAGGCGAUGGCGGCCGGCAUCGAAGGCGGCAACCACAACCAGGCCAACCUCCUGACGGCGCUCAUCGACAAGACCACGCCCGAGGAGGGCGUGCCGCCGAGCCACAUCUUCAGGCUGGUGGACGGUGUCAUCAACGCCGUCGACGUCGAAGUCGAGGGGUUUCACCUCAGCCUGUCGUCAGCGAACCACAAGGACACACCGGAGGAGGGAACGCAGCCUCAACAGCAGGACGCAAGCGACAUCAGGCCAGCAACAGCAGCAGCAGCGCCCGCUGCCUCUAGCGGCACCGCUAGCGGCAGCCACGGCGUGGGCUGCGAGUGGGUCCUCGGCGUGAAAUUCGACCGCUUCCGCUUGUGCAAGAAGGCGCAUCCCUCCGAUGAAACGCUCGGCGUGACGCCCCGUACGCUCAAGGUAAAGUCGUUCAACAUGUACUACGACACCGACGGAACGCCCGUCCGCGGACACAGCAGCUUCAACAAGCCUCACAACCAACAACGCGAGAGCGUUCGUAGUCCGCCCCCCGCCGCGUCCGGUGCGAACGCCGUUGUUCGGGGAGACGACGACCCUGAGCUCUACAUAGAGGAAGGAGCACUGCCGCUCACGUCCGGUGUUCUCGGCGGCGGCGGCGGCGGAGACGGCCUGCGGCAGCCGGACGACCACAACAGCCUCCUGAUGGUCGAGAGCAUCGGCGGGACCCUCCUGUUCCCAGACCUCAUGUGCGUGCUGCUCGGGGUCGGGCGGCAGCCCGGCGGGAAGGGAAAGAUCCUCGCCGUCGACUUCGACCAGAUGAGGGGCGUCGUGGUCGAGCUCGAGCCUUUCCAGGUGUUCAGCCUCCUGAACGACGCCCUGCCGCUGCUGGCCCUGAUGGGGCCCUACUCGGAGUGGUGCAGUAACGCGCGCCUGCAUUGGCACAAGGAGGCGUUCGCGCGCCGGCCGGGGGCGGCGGCGGGCGGCGUCCCGGUCACCCCGGAGGAGCUCGAGAAGUACGCGGAGGCGCUGGGCUCGCUCCCGGACGGCAACGGCGAGAAGAAGUACAAGGGGGACGCCGCCGAGCUGCGGAAGCUCGACAAGAACAUGUCGCUCUCGCAGAUCAUGCUCACGAGGAUGCGCGUCCGCAACUGGGACGCAACCCGCCCGGAGCGCGUCAUGCUCGUGGCCAACCUUCUCCUGAACUCGAUCGACCCUUUCCAAGGGGUUCCGGCGGAGGAAUUGGAGGGUACCCCGGCGUCGGAGCCGGUGGGGGAAGCUGCGGGCGACGGCGGCGGGGGCGCCGAGAGCGACGAGGAAGCCCCGUCGAUCUCGUCGGGGCAGAGCGAGGCCCCGCUGCCCUCGCUGCCGACCGACGGGCCCGAGGAGGACGCCCGGCUCGAGGCUCUCCUGUACUACGCGGCGCAGGAAUCGGCAUACGCAGGCGCGGAGAACCCCGUGCUGAUGGAGAUCGACAUCCGCAUGUCCGCACAAGACGUGUCCCUGUUGGUAUAUCACCCGCCCUGCGACAACGCCAAAAGCGCGGACAAGAAUAAGGCCAGUUCGCGCGAGGUCGACCUCGGCCAAGGCGGCGACGACAACGACAGUAUCUUUGCCGGUAGUUCCGACGGCGGCGAUGACGGUAGCCUCCCCGAGAUGGACCAGCUGUCCAGGCAGCACAGCGGCGGCUCGGUGAAGCUCGGCGGCGACGACGGGGAGCUGGCGACCGAGGAGGCGUUGCGCCUCAGGGACAGCCUUCAACUGCCGGCGCUUGCUGCCUCGGUGGCGAUAAACGACUUCAAGUUCGGCUUCAACAUGCUGAUGGGCUCCGUCGCAGCGGAGGCCGCCGCCGCUCCCUGUGCGGAAGGGGCAGGAGAAGGGGGACCGUCCCCCCUCCCCCCCGGCGACGCCGCCGGCGCCGGCGCCGAGGCCGGGGCCGGCGAACCCGAGGAAGAAGGCCCCGUGCAGCUCUACACCUUCUCCGGCGCCCUGUUCCCGGACGCCCUUCCCAUCCGCCUGUACAAGCCGUCCCGCCUCGGGCAGGGCGCAGACCUCCGGGUCGAGAGCUUCGGGGACAACGACAAGGUCGGCGACGGCGUCGCGGGCAUGAGCCUGUCGCUCGUGCUGGGCGGGACGCGCGUGACGGACUUCGGCGCCCUGGAGGACGGCGGCGUUCUGCCGACCCUCAUCGGCGGGCCGGCGGCGGUGUCCGCCGCCGGCGACGGGGAUGGCUCCCACGCGGCGGGGGGAACGACCAAGGCCACCCUCGCGCUUUUCGUCGGGGGGCGCCUGGAGGCCGGCCUGGACUUCCAGAGCUGCACCGUGGUGGCCCUGCCGGGCAGGAUCAUGGCCAUCAUCGACGUCGUCCUGGCGUGCCUCAUGGGGCCGCCGGCCGCCCGCGAGGCGCAGGAGCUGAACGCCCUGGAGGAAGAGGUGGAGGCGGAGGAGGCGGAGGAGGCCACGGGCGGCGUCGGGACCACGGAGGUGGUGGACGCCAGGUGGAAGGCGAUCGACAAGGUCCGCGGCGCCUACCUGUUUCUGGGCAGGCUGGACGCCCGAUUCUCCGUCCGCGUGGACGCGUUCUCCCUGAUCCUGCCGCAGGACUCGCGCGACGCGCGCACCAACGUGGUCAUGGCCCAGUGCUCGGCGUUGGUGUUGGACAUGAAGAGCGGGAGCGCUUUCGAGGCCCUGGCGGUGAGCGUGUGCGACUUUUCGGUCGCGCCCUGCGUCCAGCGGCUGGAGGCCUCCGACGCGGCCAUCGUUUCCUGCGGACGGCUGCACGAGACGGGUGUAGCGAUCGCUCUCCGCGGGCCUCAGCCCGAGCUGCUCGAAGUCAUCCACCGAGGGUUCCCUCUCAAGGACUUGGACCUGUUCCCCAUUCCGGAGAGACGAAUCAUCCUCCCGGUUAAGAUGAAGAUCAAGUACUCCACCUAUGUUGCCCUGACGGCCGGAGACACCCUCGAGGCUACUACCGCUACCCUGGUGACGGACAUGAUGCAGCGCAACAGCGAAUCGGACCUCGCGGCCAUGCACUCGGUAGAUCUGGAGCAGCAACAGCUGGCGGUGACUGCGUUGUCGGGGGGAGAAGAAGAGGAUCGAGCAGGCGGUGGCCCUACUUCCGCGGCAGCGGAAACCGACGGCAACACCACCGACAGCGCUACGACUAGGUCGGGAUGGCACGUCAAUAUGGACGUCCAGCUGCACGUCAGCUCGGGGCUGUACGUGAAGGUCACCGACCUCGACAUCGCGGUGCUGCAGGGCAUCGCGACGUCGCUCAUGGCGUCCCUCAGCGUCGGGGAGGCCGCCCCACCCGCCGCUGGCGGAGCCCCCCCCGCCGCCGCAAGCGGCCAGUCUGCCGCCGGGAAGUCGCUGACGUUUGCGCUGGACAAGGCGCAGCGGCGCAUGGUGGCCAGUCUCCGGCAGGCGUUCCGCCUGGCGGAUGUGAACGGGGACGGAAACCUUGACCGCGCAGAGGUUGAAGACGGCACCGAUACCCUGGACAUCGACGAGUUCACGAGCACCAUGAUGCGGUUGAUGACGGACGGCCCCGACGAGGUUACCCUCGCGCGGGCCCGGCGGCAGGCCCUGACGAAGGCCUUCGACGAAGCCGACACCGACGGGUCCGGCUCCCUCGACGCCGGCGAGAUCUUGGAGCUCCUCAAGAGCUCGGACCCCCUCCGCACUCAUUCGGAGUUGGACAGACAGGUGACUCGUUACAUCGAGGCCGUCGACGUGAACAACGACGGCCAGCUGGACCUGGACGAGUUCAUAGAGCUUGUCCAGAGCAUGCGCGUGGGGGGUGUUCACGAGGGGCCUCUCGAGCCCAAGGCCGAGGAGUUCCGAUCCUGGGAAGUCAUCAAACCGAUGCUCGAAGGUUACAAGACCCUGCCCGAGCUCCUGGCUGCGCGGCCGCCGGACUACUCCCCCCCCGGAUUCUGGGAGCUGUUUGAGGCCGAGACCCACGCCACGAAGAGCGGAUCAGCCGGACAGCUCGUGGAAGCUGUGCAGGUGCGAGCAGGCAAGGGUAACAGGGGCGGCGGGGUAGGGAGCGGAACAGCGGCGGCGGAGGGUUUGCCGUUCGUUGCCUGCGCUUUUUGGAGGGUAGUACAUCGUCGAUUGCUCUUCAUGUGGCAGCGUUUUUUUCUCGUUGGUGCUGCAAUGAUCAAGGCGUCACGUCCUGGGGAGAGGGUAAAGCGGGUCGAACGUGCUCUCACGGCGCACGAACAGCAGUGUGCGGGCACGACAGUCCAGAUGCGCAUCCAGAAUGCCCCCCGUUCUCCACAAUUUUGUAACCUGCACGUGGUGAGGACAGCCUCUUCUACAUACCUCUGUGGAUGUUAUUUCGACCAGAAAGACCCAUAG